Molecule: messenger RNA, 2191 nt
Organism: Mixia osmundae IAM 14324
Lineage: Eukaryota; Fungi; Basidiomycota; Mixiomycetes; Mixiales; Mixiaceae
Exons: 6
Coding region: 299-2191 (630 amino acids)
Cellular component (GO): nucleus
Molecular function (GO): mRNA binding
Source: RefSeq, a predicted model, not a curated record
GACAUCGCAGUGACCGUUCUCUGCUAGCUUGAGGCACUCGAGCGCCAUGUCUUCAGAGUCUGAUUUGGCUGCAUGCCACAGUCGUUGCUCUGGGGAUGCGCCAUCUGUCGCUGGCUCGGGAGCUGGCGGCGGCGGUGCUUUGCGAGCUCGAGGCGGAGGUGGGGGAGCGUCCAUUGAGGGCCUUGCAAGGUCGAGCGUGCCGCCGCGUGGCAGUCGAGUCGAGUGACCGUGGCAACGGCAGUGCGCUUGCGUGCCCCAAACUUUUUCCUCUCGCUGUGAGCAGCUGUCGAACAGGAACAUGUCGACCGCUAUGCCUGCUACAGUGGGCGUUGCUGCAGGUGCACCCAUCGAUCCUGCGACGGCAUCAAAAACGGAGGAUCUGAGGGAAGGAGAGGUGUCUGCGAGCGCAGUGCAGGGCAAGGAGACGAAUACAAAAUCGACUGGAGCAGAGAACUCGGAUGUGAUCGACGAGAAGACCGUCAAGGCUGCAGAGGGCACGGCAGACGAUCGUACGACUGAGAUCAAUGGGCAUGCUAGCACGAGCGCAGAGGCUAGCACGAGCUCGGCACCUGAGAGAGACCCCGAGUCACAAGAAGUCAAGAUGGUCGAGCAAAUCGAGUUCUACUUGUCCGACUCGAAUCUACCGUAUGACAGACACAUGUUCAUCGAGACCCAAAAGACGCUCAGCGAGGACGAGCAGCACGCUCGACCAGGCACGGGCUGGGUCUCCAUCGCUCACUUCUUCUCCUUCAGCCGAAUGCGAGCCUACAAGACUCUCUUCGCCGAUCGGGAGGACCGCGCUGCAUGCGUUGCCCAAUCGUUCCGUACCUAUUCUGCCGAGGCACUCGAGGUUUCAGAGGACAAUGUCAACAUCAGACGUCGCAAGUCGAUCCUAGAGGGUAAUCCGACCAAACCUGUCGAAAGAUCGAUCUACAUCAAGGGCUUCCCGACGGACAAACAGAGCAAGGCCGACUUGGAAGCACUUCAGAUCCAGCUUGAGAAAUGGGUCCAGGCCCAACUCGAUGGCAAGGGCAAAGUGUUGGCUGUACGAAUGCGCAGAAAGAAGGAAGCAGGGUCCGGCGACGUUUUCAAAGGCUCUGUCUUUGCUGAAUGCGCAACCGUUGACACUGCCAAGGCUUUCCUUGCACUCGACCCACAGCCUACUUUCCCGGAACAAUCGGAGCCGGUCGUCAGCAUGUUCAAACAGGCUUACAUGGACAUGAAGAACGCCGAAAAGAACAUCGAUCCCACCGUCGAUCGAACUCGUCCUGCCCCGGGCACAUUCUCUGGCAAAGGCUUCAACGCCUUUGUAGAACUCCGCGCGGCUGCAAAGGCCAGGAAGGCUAGCCCAGCUAAAGGCAACAAAGCUGAAGCUCUUCCCGAACGAGCGAUUUUUCUGGAUGGCCAGCGUAUCGCAUUCGACGAGCAAGGAAAGCUCGUCGAAGCUGACGAGCUUACUUUUCGAAAGCAUGCCGUCCUUCGCUUUACCGGUCUUUCCGAUCCUCGCGAAAACCGAAUGCUCAGCCGCUUCAAGGCAAGCGCCGAAGCUCUGGAGCACCCGCGUGAAGCAGUCGCCGCAAAGUUAGCCGACAAGGAGUCUUCGGAGAGACGUGGGCCGAUCGGCUUCGUCGAGCUACCGCAGGAUAGCGAGGAGGCGGGCACGAUCAACUUUACUCGUAGUCUGACGGAAGACGAAAUCAGAUCGCUCGUGACAGACGGCAUCGAAGUCAAUGAGAACAAGAUUGUGUUUGAGCAAAUGACGGCAGAAGCAGAGCGGACGCAUCAUAUCAAUCGUGCUACGGAUCGUGCACUCGAAGCGCUCCAUGAUCCCUCAAAGCGUGCAGAUGCUCCUCGAGAAUACCGAGACGGACGCUCUUCUGAUCGUGGCAGAGGCGGCAAGUCGCGCGGAGGAGGUCGAGGUGGCAGCCGCGGUGGAAAGAACGAUCGUGGGAACAGACGUGACGAUAGGAAGAGAGCGGCAGAGACCGAUACGACCCUAGGGAAGAGCCUACUGCUCCUCCCAUCGUCGAGCGCGCUGACAAAAAGGCAAAGGCAACGGCCUGAGGCCACAAUUUGCAUUUCUCAGUGCGCACGAGAGGGAACGUUCGUUCCGAGAGCGGCCAGUGUUCCCGAAUUCAUGUUGCAGACGUACAAAUCGACGUUGUACAAUUGCAGCCAGCAUGCCUGCUAG